Messenger RNA from Linum tenue, 1056 nucleotides. Lineage: Eukaryota; Viridiplantae; Streptophyta; Magnoliopsida; Malpighiales; Linaceae. The record is from the annotation of a GenBank genome assembly.
AGCACUGACAAAGCUGUGAAAAGGGAAGUGGUGGGCAAGGAAAACAGGGGUAAAGUGAUAUCAGCACACACCUUGGGAUCCAAAAGCUAUGCUUGCAAGAGAGACGAGAUGGCAGAAUCUAGACUGGACAAGCGCGAGCCAACCAGAGCCGAGGUUUAUGUUGCUGCUCAACAAUGCAGGUACAUCCUCUUCUUUAACUAGUAAUUUGAAACAUUAUGGGUUACAUUUCUUUCAUUAACAUGACUGUAUUCAUUUGAGCUAUAGGACCAUGUAGUGAUUGAAUCAGAAACUAAUGGGGAUGAAAUGAGUCCCACUGGAUUUGGGAGAGAAGAGGAAAACUUAGGGAGGAGUCCACUGCUUUCCAUGUUGCAAGACACAACUCCACAAAGAACUAUCAAUCAAUCAAAUGAGGUUUCACCAAAUCAUAUUCUCCAAACUUACCUGCCUCAUUACCAUGGCUUAUCAUCUGAAGUGAACUCUUCUGAUAUACAAAACAAGACUUCCCAAAUGCCACCAAACAAGACAUUCUCGUUUUUGGAUUCUAUUUUGGAUUCAUCUCACAAUGGUGGUUCCUCUACCCAAUCACAGAGAUUAGAAUUUGUAAUAUUGAAGAGCUUGUUAAGUCCUGAAGUUAAUGUUGCGUAUGCUAAUAUCAUAACUAAAGAUCCAAAGGGUUGUGUGGCUGGCCAAGAAUUGGGUCGUGGAUUUUAUGAAGUAUUCAUUCACGUCCCUUUUAAAAGUGACGAGCCUUUAGUACGACCAUAUGGAAGUUUUCGAACAAUUGGAGAUGUGAUUGGAAGGAGUAUCGCUUGGCCAUCAUCCUUGGUCACAUUGGCGGAUACCCAAUUAUUUUGAAGAUGCUCAAUCAUAUUGCAGAUAUCUGCUACUUCAUCAAGUUUGGAGAGUAGUUAUAAUAGGACCAUUUAGUUUUUAGUGCUAGUUUUCUUUAUUGGAAUUGGAUAUUAUUUUACUUUGUUUGAAGGAUUUUAGUGUUUUUUUAUAGAUUGGAGGAUUUUAGUAUUGGUACACGGUUUACAAAUGUUACGUAUUCACUGG